CGCGCCGGUCGCGUUCCUAUGCGUGCAGUUGAAAUAUCUUUGUUUUGUGUUGAUUCUAUCCUAUUCGUUAUUGUACUUAUUGUUUUUUGUGAAAAGUGCGUGUCCGUGAAUAAGUACACAAGUAUUUGUACAAAAGUGGUUUGAUUCAACAUGUCUACACCAUCCAAACGGCCGUCGUCGCAAGCGUCGUCAGAUGCCCCGACUCCAACCCGCCGGACGCGGUCUUCGCAACAGGAACAGGUUGUCAUCCCGGAGACGCCUCAACGACCUUCCGGCACAUCUUCUCAAGAUGGGACUCCAGCGACUCCUACUCGCACUCCCCGUGGUACCCCCCGCACCCCGCGCGGCACGCCCCGCACGCCGCGGGUGCCGGGCACGUCUCCAGCGAGGGCCUUGCAGUCCAGCCCUAUUGGGACAGACUUCGACUUGAGCUCACCGCUGAACUAUGGCACACCCAGCUCGCUCAGCACUCCUCGCUCGCUCAUGCGAGGGGUCAUGACCCCGGCCAGGCAGAGGGCAGAUCUUCGAGGGCAGCAGGUUGGCCGGAAUGUGCCCGCUCCAACACCAACUAGAGGGGUGGAAGAGGCAGCAGCAGAGGCACCAUCCAGUGAGCCACAGCUAGUGGUGUGGGGCACAGAUGUAGCCAUUGCCGAGUGUCGGGAGAAGUUCAUCAAGUUUGUGCAGCGGUUUGUUGAACCAACUGCUGUGACUAAUGAACCUUUAUAUGAACAGAAACUGGAAGAGAUUCACACACUGGAAGAACCAUUUUUAGAUGUGGAUGUGGAUCACGUUCGCAUCUUUGAUCCUAAGCUGCAUCGCCAGCUUGUCUGCUAUCCACAAGAGGUAGUGCCAGCGUUCGACGCAGCGGUGAACGAGUUGUUCUUCGAGAAGUACCCGGCCGCCGUGCUCGAGCACCAGAUCCAGGUGCGGCCCUUCAACGCGCCCGCACGGCACAUGCGAGACCUCAACCCGGAAGACAUCGACCAGCUAGUAACCAUCUCGGGCAUGGUGAUCCGCACAUCCAGCAUCGUGCCGGAGAUGCGCGAGGCCUUCUUCAAGUGCGCCGUCUGCGGCGCCGCCGCCGCCGCCGAGCUCGAGCGCGGCCGCGUGCCCGAACCCGCGCACUGCGCGCACUGCAACACUGCUCACUGCUUCCAGCUCAUACAUAACAGGAGCCACUUCAGUGACAAACAGCUGGUCAAACUGCAGGAGUCCCCAGACGACAUGCCCGCGGGCCGCACGCCCGCCACAGUGACCGUCAUGGCGCACGGCGCGCUGGUGGAGGCCGUGGGCGCCGGCGAGCGCGUCAGCGUCACCGGCGUCUUCCGCGCCGCCCCGGCCACCGUGCACCCGAGGAAGGCCACGCUACGCGCGCUGCACAAGACUCAUAUCGACGCUCUGCAUUAUCGGAAAGUGCAUAGUGACAGGCUGUUUGAGACUGAAGAAGGCAAGGAACACCGUUUCCCUCCCGAGCGCGUGGAGUUAUUCAAGUCGCUGUCAAAGCAAGCGGAUUGCUACGAUCGCCUCGCCCGAGCUAUCGCACCGUCUAUCUAUGAGAACUUGGACAUCAAGAAAGGUGUACUGCUUCAAUUACUCGGUGGAACUAAGAAGAACUUCAACGCUGCUGGCCGGACACAUUUCAGAUCGGAGAUCAACAUCCUGCUAUGCGGCGACCCGGGCACAUCCAAGUCACAGCUGCUCCGCUACGUGCACUCGCUCGUGCCGCGCGCGCAGUACACCUCAGGGCGAGGCUCGAGCGCCGUGGGUCUCACCGCCUACGUCACCAAAGACCCUGACACUCGCCAGCUCGUGCUGCAGACAGGCGCGCUUGUUUUGGCCGACAACGGAAUCUGCUGCAUUGACGAGUUCGACAAAAUGAACGACUCUACCCGCAGUGUACUUCACGAGGUGAUGGAGCAACAAACACUAUCGAUAGCCAAGGCCGGUAUCAUCUGUCAGCUGAACGCCCGCACUUCAAUCCUGGCGGCCGCGAACCCCGCAGAGUCGCAGUGGAACAAGAACAAAACUAUCGUCGAGAACGUUCAGCUACCUCACACUCUCAUGUCCAGAUUCGACCUAAUAUUCUUAGUACUGGAUCCGCAAGAUGAAGUGUUCGACCGUCGUCUGGCUUCACAUCUCGUAUCGCUGUAUUACAAGGACCCGACCGAACCUGAGGAGGAUGAUCAAGUUUUCGACAUGAGUAUAAUGCGGGACUACAUUGCUUUCGCGAAGGAGAACGUUCAGCCCACGCUCAGCGAGGCCGCUCAGCAGAGACUCAUCGACGCAUACGUCGAUAUGCGGCGAGUAGGCAGCGGGCGCGGCCAGAUCUCGGCCUACCCGCGGCAGCUGGAGAGUCUCAUCCGCCUGGCGGAGGCGCACGCGCGCGUCCGCUUGUCGCCCGCCGUCGAGAUUAUUGAUGUCGAUGAAGCUUCAAGACUGCACCGCGAAGCGCUGAAGCAGUCGGCGACGGACCCGGCGUCGGGCCGCAUCGACGUCGCCAUCCUCACCACCGGGCUCGGCGCCGCCGCGCGCCGCCGCCGCGCCGACCUCGUGCAGGCUCUCAGGACUCUAGCGCGGCCGCUGCCCAAGCCGCACACUAUGACGCACUCCAAACUGCUGCAGGAGAUCAAUGCUUCGUCGCAAAUCACGGUGACGCGCGAGCAGCUCGACGAGGCCCUGCGCGACCUGCAAGAUGAAGGCAAGGCCGUCAUCGUGUCGCACACGCAUCUGCGCUUCUGCUGAGCUGACCGACUACUCCAACAACGACGGUUUUACCGUGGAAUACGCUAGUAGAACUACAAAUAACUAGUUGCAGUUGAGAUUCCAUUCCGCCUUCCGAAAGAAUCCCAUUUUAGUGACCCUGUAGUCUUACCGCGUAGUUUUACCAGUUUACCAUUGGGAAUUAUCGUCCCAAUAAACUUACUAAUUUGAAGACUUUGCUUUUUUUGUACGAAACCAGACGCGACAACUGUUUCUCCUAUUUCUACAUUGUUUGCCCUUCGGGCAUCUAUAGGUACCUAACAAACCUAACCUACCUAUUGCCUAGCCCUUACUAUCAGUAAGUCUAUUGGGAAGAAAAUUCCCAGUGGUUCAACUAGUAAAACUACGCGGUAAGACUAGAGGGAAUAAAUAGCCUAGGGAGUUUUUGCCACGACAAACUGAACAGAGGGUCAUUCAGCAAACUUCUAUACAUUGACAUCCCUUUGAAC
Leguminivora glycinivorella is the source of this 3209-nucleotide messenger RNA. It is a transcript of the gene dpa, whose product is annotated as DNA replication licensing factor MCM4. Bases 151 to 2742 code for a protein of 863 amino acids. Gene Ontology annotation, molecular function: ATP binding; single-stranded DNA helicase activity; single-stranded DNA binding. Gene Ontology annotation, biological process: DNA replication; DNA strand elongation involved in DNA replication; mitotic DNA replication initiation. The transcript has 17 exons. The record is from RefSeq and is a predicted model, not a curated record. Lineage: Eukaryota; Metazoa; Arthropoda; Insecta; Lepidoptera; Tortricidae. Gene Ontology annotation, cellular component: nucleus; MCM complex.